This is a messenger RNA of Cololabis saira (Pacific saury), 4518 nucleotides long. It is a transcript of the gene stxbp1a, whose product is annotated as syntaxin binding protein 1a. Gene Ontology annotation, cellular component: plasma membrane; secretory granule. The transcript has 20 exons. The record is from RefSeq and is a predicted model, not a curated record. Bases 79 to 1890 code for a protein of 603 amino acids. Gene Ontology annotation, biological process: vesicle-mediated transport; intracellular protein transport; neurotransmitter secretion. NCBI's taxonomy places the organism in Eukaryota, Metazoa, Chordata, Actinopteri, Beloniformes, Belonidae. Gene Ontology annotation, molecular function: syntaxin binding.
CUCCGCUGCGGUGACAAGAGCAGCAGAGAGGAAGGAGGAGGCACAGGGCGAUCACUCGGUCCAGCAGUCGGCAGCAUCAUGGCACCUAUCGGAUUAAAGGCGGUGGUCGGCGAAAAAAUUAUGAAUGAUGUAAUCAAGAAGGUGAAGAAGAAGGGAGAAUGGAAGGCUCUGAUCGUGGACCAGCUGAGUAUGAGGAUGUUGUCUUCCUGCUGCAAGAUGACGGACAUCAUGACGGAGGGCAUCACCAUCGUGGAGGACAUCAUGAAGCGACGAGAGCCUCUCCCGAGCCUGGAGGCCAUUUACCUGAUUACGCCCACAGAGAAGUCUGUCCACACCCUCAUCGGAGACUUCAAAGACCCUCAUUCAGCCAAAUACAAGGGGGCCCAUGUUUUCUUCACUGACUCUUGCCCUGAUCCUCUCUUCAAUGAGCUGGUUAAGAGUCGCGCUUCCAAAACCAUCAAGACUCUGACGGAGAUCAACAUCGCCUUCUUGCCCUACGAGUCCCAGGUGUACUCUUUGGACAACCAAGACGCCUUCCACAGUUUCUACAGCCCCCACAAGACCCAGCUGAAGAACCCGGUGAUGGAGCGGCUGGCUGAACAGCUGGCCACGCUCUGCGCCACCCUCAAAGAGUACCCCGCCGUAAGAUACCGGGGAGAGUACAAGGACAACGCCACCCUGGCCCAGCUGGUUCAAGACAAACUGGAUGCCUACAAGGCAGACGACCCCACGAUGGGAGAGGGUCCAGAUAAGGCCCGUUCCCAGCUCAUCAUCCUGGACAGAGCCUUUGACCCCGUCUCACCUGUACUUCAUGAGCUCACCUUCCAGGCCAUGGGCUACGACCUGCUGCCCAUCGAAAACGACGUCUACACAUAUGAGACCAGCGGCAUCGGAGACUCUCGUACAAAAGACGUGCUCCUGCACGAGGACGAUGACCUGUGGGUGAGCCUGAGACACAAACACAUAGCUGAAGUUUCCCAGGAGGUGACGCGCCAGCUGAAGGACUUUUCUGCCAGCAAGAGGAUGAACACUGGAGAGAAGACCACGAUGAGAGAUCUGUCCCAGAUGCUGAAGAAGAUGCCUCAGUACCAGAAGGAGCUCAGCAAGUACUCCACUCACCUGCAGCUGGCUGAGGACUGCAUGAAGCAUUACCAGGGAACAGUGGAUAAGCUGUGCCGCGUGGAGCAGGAUUUGGCGAUGGGCACAGACGCUGAGGGAGAGAAGAUCAAAGACCCCAUGAGGGCCAUCGUGCCCAUCCUGCUGGAUGCCAAUGUCACCACCUACGACAAGAUCCGCAUCAUCCUGCUCUACAUCUUCCUCAAGAACGGCAUCACGGAGGAGAAUCUGAACAAGUUGAUCCAGCACGCCCAGAUUCCUCCUGAGGACAGUGAGAUCAUCACCAACAUGGCUAACCUGGGUGUCCCCAUUGUCACAGAUUCCACCCUUCGCAGAGGAAAGAAGUUGGACAGGAAGGAGCGUGUGAGCGAGCAGACGUAUCAGCUGUCCCGUUGGACACCACUGGUCAAGGACAUCAUGGAGGAUGCAAUUGAUGAUAAGCUGGACACCAAGCACUACCCCUACAUCUCCACCCGUUCCUCUGCUUCUUUCAGCACCACUGCAGUCAGUGCUCGAUACGGCCACUGGCACAAGAACAAAACACCUGGCGAGUACCGCACCGGGCCACGAGUCAUGGUCUUCGUCAUCGGCGGUGUGUCCUUCAGCGAGAUGCGCUGCGCCUAUGAAGUCACGCAGGCCAACGGGAAGUGGGAAGCCAUCAUUGGUUCCACCCACAUGCUCACCCCCACCAAAUUCUUAUCGGACCUGCAGCACCCCGACUUCCGAGAGUCCACUAGGGUGUCCUUUGAGGACGCAGACCCCUCAGCCGAGUGAGGCAGAGACAGAUUGGGAGGGAGGGAGAGAGAAAUCACACAGAAAAGAGCGACCCACAUCUUCACUCCCACCUGCCUGCUGGAGCAGCUCAAGGCCAUGAACAAACCAGAUGAGGAAGUGACGAGCUAAAAGCCUCACAUCACAUCUUCCUCCACCACCCCAACCACCCAUGUUACCUCCGUAUCCUUCCCAGCCACAUCCAGUCUAUUCAUUGUGUAUGCAUCUUGCUUGAGAGAAAAAAAAAUAUGUCUUAGAUGAUUAAAAAAGAAAAAAAUAUAUAUAUAUGUUAUAUCAAAGAAGAAAAUUGUUGCAAGUAUUCUCAUGUUUUCCAAUGGAUGCAACUAAAUAAACUUAUUUAAAAAGGAUUAUAUGUCUAAACAGAAGGCCAUUAAAAACAGAAAGUACCAAAAUGACCUACUGUAUGCUAUAAAGCCCUCUAGAGUGUGUAAAAGUUAGACAUUUUUCUCUUGUUCACUCCUUUGGGUUACCUCCUUGAUGUGAGUUGUACUGGAAGCAGGUGGAGGGGGGAUGUGCACCUUGAGAGGUUCAUAUUGUAAAAUAUAUCACUCACUAUACAAUAGCCUUCAUCUACACUCCCCUGCCGCUUUAUUAGGUACACCAAGUGUACCUAAGUGUACCUAAUAAAGUGUCCGGUGAGUGUCUGCCACAUCAGAGAGGAGCCCCAGCCCCAUUUCAGAUGUCGUAUUCAGUAGCAUGCUUGGAUUUGUGUGACAUGUUCUGUGUUUUUAUCAAGUGUGGGAGCAGCACAGCUGGCAUUUAGCUCAUUCCUAAGAUGUUUUGGUUGAAUACGUAACCAAAAACCAUUGUUUCGAGUAUCAAAGAGGAUAAAAACAUGCUUUGAAACCUCCCUGCCCGCCAGCUAUCCACAGUUCAGGUUGUGUAGUGUAGCUAGGAGUUAGGAGGUGGUCUCUUUUUGUUUGUCUGAGAAAUUCAAAUCAGUCAUUUUAUUUAUUUAGCGUCAACUUAUGCAACUUGUUCAUAAUACAUGUUUUUGCUGUUGGCUUACUAAGCUGUAACCCAAAGUUUUUUUUUUUUUUUUAAAUCAUCUUGCGAUGGAAAUGUUUUGAAAAGCGUAUAGUUGGGAAGUAGCAGCGAACAAACAUAUAGACCACUUCCGUUGCCAAAAUGGGCACGCGACAUUAUAUGACGUAGGCUGAAAAAGGGUCUAUAGAUGUAGUUUUAGAAGUAGCUCCUGAGUGCUUGAUGCUAGUGAUGUUCCAUACCACCGAUCUCCUUUCAGAUCAGAUAUUGAGAAAAAUCCAGGCUGGUAUCAUCGAUACCGAUUUGAUACUGAUACAUUGUGCAAAUACACCUAAUGUGCCUGGUACAUCUAAGAAAAUUGGUGUAUUUUAGAUGGCUUAAUAAUACAAGACAUCAGAGUCGAACAAUAUAGCCGAACUAUUACAACAACAAAACAAGAGUGUUUAAGAAAGGUGUUUCCAUCACUAAAAAAGUUCCUAAGUAAAAUAACAAAAACCAUUUAAAUAAAUAAGAGAAUAUUAAACAAAAAUAAGAACUUCUAUAAAAAUGAAAAUGAAAAAAGUAGUUCCCAUCAGCAGCGUGUCGUUUAGAGAAAAUCUGAAUAGUUUAGUUACUUUCCCCCGUAUCAAAAGUAUCGAUAUUUUCAUUUAAUAAUCAAUUUUAGAGCAUACAGAUCUGGUAUUGGAAGUAUGGAUAGUUCAGUAUUGAUCCGCACAUCACUAGUACACAUCACUACUUGAUACUCAAAACAAGUUCUCGGUUUGAGUAUUCAGUUAAAAUGCUUGGCUGAGCAGACGAGACAAAUGAAGAGAGUUCUGAAAAAGCCAAAAUCCUCCCUCCAGCUGCCUGAACCGUAUUUUUCUUCCCAUUCUUCAGAAAAACGUCAUGUUUUAAUGUUUAAAAGGCCGUUGCUUGCUGAUAUUUAAUGACGAAUCUUAAAAAGGGCCAGUUGUAUUUCAGUAUUGUAUCCUGUCAGAUUAAAUCUUUUCAUCGGUUUGUAAAGAUGUUUAACUGGGCCAUGCACUGAGUAGUGUUGUGUAUGCAUUAUGUUGCCGUUUUAGCGUCUUACUGUUGAAUGGUGAUUUUCCUGAUUGUGCUGUAGUGAUGCUUUUCCUUUAAAAUGCCAAUGUGAAGCCGCCGUGUUUGUGACGUUUUAGCUGUAGCUGUUAGUGGUCCACUGGGAAAGAAAAUAUCUAUUUUCUUUGUCUGUUUCCUCCUCUGGUGCAACGUAAAACCCUCCAAUGGUGUAUGGCUUUGCAAGCAAAAAAAACUCGACAAAAAACAAAAAAACUAACCUGUUCCCACUUUUAUUUCCUCCCUCGACUCUCCUGGCCAAAAACAAGUUGUAUAUUGCACUAUUAUGCAUUUUCUGUGAUGCAAAUGCUUGAAUUAUUUUUUUUUUAUUUAUAUUAUUAUUAUUUGCUGUUGUAUAGAGUCGACUCUGUUAAAUCAAUUGAUUUAUAUCAAAGUUAUCAGUGAAAAAUAAUAUUUAAACAUUAGUCCGUCCUAAAACCAUCUCAUUUAUCGGAAUUGUAUGUUUGCAAGUGUCGAAGCACAAACAGUACUUCCAUGUGCACCUAAUAUGUACUAAGGCUGUCUAAUAAAUUGGCUUCCAUUAUAUCAAAG